Molecule: messenger RNA, 7476 nt
Organism: Carlito syrichta (Philippine tarsier)
Lineage: Eukaryota; Metazoa; Chordata; Mammalia; Primates; Tarsiidae
Gene: MAP4K4
Product: mitogen-activated protein kinase kinase kinase kinase 4
Exons: 31
Coding region: 46-4038 (1330 amino acids)
Biological process (GO): protein phosphorylation
Molecular function (GO): protein kinase activity; ATP binding
Source: RefSeq, a predicted model, not a curated record
CAGGGUCGACAUGUUAAAACGGGUCAGUUGGCAGCCAUCAAAGUUAUGGAUGUCACUGAGGAUGAAGAGGAAGAAAUCAAACUGGAGAUAAACAUGCUGAAGAAAUAUUCUCAUCAUAGAAAUAUUGCGACAUAUUACGGUGCUUUCAUUAAGAAGAGCCCUCCAGGACAUGAUGACCAACUCUGGCUUGUUAUGGAGUUCUGUGGAGCUGGGUCCAUUACAGACCUGGUGAAGAACACCAAAGGGAACACACUCAAAGAAGACUGGAUUGCUUACAUCUCCAGAGAAAUCCUGAGGGGACUAGCACAUCUUCACAUUCAUCAUGUGAUUCACCGGGAUAUCAAAGGCCAGAACGUAUUGCUGACUGAGAAUGCAGAGGUGAAACUUGUUGAUUUUGGUGUGAGUGCACAGCUGGACAGGACAGUAGGGCGGAGAAAUACGUUUAUAGGCACUCCGUACUGGAUGGCUCCUGAGGUCAUUGCCUGUGACGAGAACCCAGACGCCACCUAUGACUACAGAAGUGACCUUUGGUCUUGUGGCAUUACCGCCAUUGAGAUGGCAGAAGGUGCUCCCCCUCUCUGUGACAUGCAUCCAAUGAGAGCACUGUUUCUCAUUCCCAGAAACCCUCCUCCCCGGCUGAAGUCAAAAAAAUGGUCAAAGAAGUUUUUUAGUUUUAUAGAAGGGUGCCUGGUGAAGAAUUAUAUGCAGCGGCCCUCCACAGAGCAGCUUUUGAAACAUCCUUUCAUAAGAGAUCAGCCAAACGAAAGGCAAGUUAGAAUCCAGCUUAAGGAUCAUAUAGACCGGACCAGGAAGAAGAGAGGAGAGAAAGAUGAAACUGAAUAUGAAUACAGUGGGAGUGAGGAAGAAGAGGAGGAAGUGCCUGAACAAGAAGGAGAGCCAAGUUCCAUUGUUAAUGUGCCUGGUGAGUCGACUCUUCGUCGGGAUUUCCUGAGACUACAGCAGGAGAACAAGGAACGUUCUGAGGCUCUUCGGAGACAGCAGUUACUGCAGGAGCAACAGCUCCGGGAGCAGGAAGAGUAUAAAAGGCAGCUGCUGGCAGAGAGACAGAAGCGGAUCGAGCAGCAGAAAGAACAGAGGCGGCGGCUGGAAGAGCAACAAAGGCGAGAGCGCGAAGCUAGAAGGCAGCAAGAACGUGAACAGCGGAGGAGAGAACAAGAAGAAAAGAGGCGUCUGGAAGAAUUGGAGAGGAGGCGUAAAGAAGAAGAAGAGAGGAGACGGGCAGAGGAAGAAAAGAGGAGAGUGGAAAGAGAACAGGAGUAUAUCAGGCGACAGCUAGAAGAGGAGCAGCGGCACUUGGAAGUCCUUCAGCAGCAGCUGCUCCAGGAGCAGGCCAUGUUACUGGAGUGCCGAUGGCGGGAGAUGGAGGAGCACCGGCAGGCAGAGAGGCUCCAGAGGCAGUUGCAACAAGAACAAGCAUAUCUCCUGUCUCUACAGCAUGACCACAGGAGGCCGCACCCGCAGCACCCACAGCAGCAGCAGCCACCGCCGCAGCAGGAAAGGAGCAAGCCAAGCUAUCACGCUCCCGAGCCCAAACCCCACUAUGAACCUGCUGACAGAGCUCGUGAGGUGGAAGAUAGAUUUAGGAAAACUAACCACAGCUCCCCUGAAGCCCAGUCUAAGCAAACAGGCAGAGUAUUGGAGCCACCAGUGCCUUCCCGAUCAGAGUCUUUUUCCAAUGGCAACUCCGAGUCUGUGCAUCCUGCCCUGCAGAGAUCAGCGGAGCCACAGGUACAGUGGUCCCACCUGGCAUCUCUCAAGAACAAUGUUUCCCCUGUCUCGCGAUCCCAUUCCUUCAGUGACCCUUCUCCUCCCAAAUUUGCACACCACCAUCUUCGUUCUCAGGACCCAUGUCCACCUUCCCGCAGUGAGGUGCUCAGUCAGAGCUCUGAGUCUAAGUCAGAGGCGCCUGACCCCACCCAAAAGGCUUGGUCUAGAUCAGACAGUGACGAGGUGCCUCCAAGGGUUCCUGUGAGAACAACUUCUCGCUCCCCUGUUUUGUCCCGUCGGGAUUCCCCACUGCAGGGCAGUGGACAGCAAAAUAGCCAAGCAGGACAAAGAAACUCCACCAGUAUUGAGCCCAGGCUCCUGUGGGAGAGAGUGGAGAAGCUGGUCCCCAGACCUGGCAGUGGCAGCUCCUCAGGGUCCAGCAACUCAGGAUCCCAACCUGGGUCUCACCCUGGGUCGCAGAGUGGAUCCGGGGAACGCUUCAGAGUGAGAUCAUCAUCUAAGUCUGAAGGGUCUCCAUCUCAGCGCCUUGAAAAUGCCGUGAAAAAGCCUGAAGAUAAAAAAGAAGUGUUCAGACCUCUCAAACCUGCUGGCGAAGUGGAUCUGACUGCACUGGCUAAAGAACUUCGGGCGGUAGAAGAUGUGCGGCCACCUCACAAAGUGACGGACUACUCCUCGUCGAGUGAGGAGUCGGGGACAACCGAUGAGGAGGAGGAUGACGUAGAGCAAGAAGGGGCCGACGAGUCCACCUCAGGACCAGAGGACACCAGAGCAGCGUCAUCUCUGAAUUUGAGCAAUGGUGAAACGGAAUCCGUGAAAACCAUGAUUGUCCAUGACGAAGUGGAAAGUGAACCGGCCAUGACCCCAUCCAAGGAGGGCACGCUAAUUGUCCGCCAGAGUACAGUUGACCAAAAGCGUGCCAGCCAUCAUGAGAGCAAUGGCUUUGCCGGUCGCAUUCACCUCUUGCCAGAUCUCUUACAGCAAAGCCAUUCCUCCUCCACUUCCUCCACCUCCUCCUCCCCAUCCUCCAGCCAGCCGACACCCACCAUGUCCCCACAGACACCCCAGGACAAGCUCACUGCUAAUGAGACUCAGUCCGCUAGUAGCACACUCCAGAAACACAAAUCUUCCUCCUCCUUUACACCUUUUAUAGACCCCAGAUUACUACAGAUUUCUCCAUCUAGUGGGACAACAGUAACUUCUGUGGUGGGAUUUUCCUGUGAUGGAAUGAGACCAGAAGCCAUAAGGCAAGAUCCUACCCGGAAAGGCUCAGUGGUCAAUGUGAACCCUACCAACACUAGGCCACAGAGUGACACCCCAGAGAUUCGGAAAUACAAGAAGAGGUUUAACUCUGAGAUUCUGUGUGCUGCAUUAUGGGGAGUAAAUUUGCUUGUUGGUACAGAGAGUGGCCUGAUGCUGCUGGACAGAAGUGGCCAAGGGAAGGUAUAUCCUCUUAUCAACCGAAGACGAUUUCAACAAAUGGAUGUACUUGAGGGCUUGAACGUUUUGGUGACAAUAUCUGGCAAAAAGGAUAAGUUACGUGUCUACUAUUUGUCCUGGUUAAGAAAUAAAAUACUUCACAAUGAUCCAGAAGUUGAGAAGAAGCAGGGCUGGACGACUGUAGGGGAUUUAGAAGGCUGUGUACACUAUAAAGUUGUAAAAUAUGAAAGAAUCAAAUUUUUGGUAAUUGCUUUGAAGAGUUCUGUGGAAGUCUAUGCGUGGGCACCCAAGCCAUAUCACAAGUUUAUGGCCUUUAAGUCAUUUGGAGAAUUGGUACAUAAGCCAUUAUUGGUGGAUCUCACUGUUGAGGAAGGCCAGAGGUUGAAAGUGAUCUAUGGAUCCUGUGCUGGAUUCCAUGCUGUUGAUGUGGACUCAGGAUCAGUCUAUGACAUUUAUCUACCAACACACAUCCAGUGUAGCAUCAAACCCCAUGCAAUCAUCAUCCUCCCCAACACAGAUGGAAUGGAGCUUCUGGUGUGCUAUGAAGACGAGGGGGUUUAUGUGAACACAUAUGGAAGGAUCACCAAGGAUGUGGUUCUGCAGUGGGGAGAGAUGCCCACGUCCGUAGCAUACAUUCGAUCCAAUCAGACAAUGGGCUGGGGAGAGAAGGCCAUAGAGAUCCGAUCUGUGGAAACCGGUCACUUGGAUGGUGUGUUCAUGCACAAAAGGGCUCAAAGACUAAAAUUCUUGUGUGAGCGCAAUGACAAGGUGUUCUUUGCCUCUGUUCGGUCUGGUGGCAGCAGUCAGGUUUAUUUCAUGACCUUAGGCAGGACUUCCCUUCUGAGCUGGUAGAAGCAGUGUGAUCCAGAGAUUGCUGGCCUCCGGAGUCUUCAAGAUCCUGAGAACUCGGAAUUCCUUGCAACUGGAGCUCGGAGCUGCACCAAGGGGAACCAGGACAGCUGUGUGUGCAGACCUCACGCGUUGGGUUCUUUCUCCCUUCCUUCCUUUUCCUUUGUUACCAGUUUAUCCCCGUUUUUUUUUCUUACUCCAAAAUAAAUCAAGGCUGCGAUGCAGCUGGUGCUGUUCAGAUUCUACCAUCAGGUGCUAUCAGUGUUUGGGAUUGAGCAUCAGACUGGAAAGCCAACACCUUUCCUGCAGCUCCAGAAUUCCUUGUCUCUGAAAGACUCUGUCUUGUGGGUGUCUGACAGUGGCGACAAUGAAAUGCCAUUGGUUUUAUUUGGCAAUGGGCACAAGGAGGUGAGAAAUGGUGGUCAAAGGAGCAGUUGGCUGAAGCAAAGAGCAGAUUUAAUAUAGUAACAUUAACAGUGUAUUUAAUUGCCAUUUCUUUUUUGUAAUGUGACAAUAUGUGGACAAAGAAGAAGGUGCAGGUUUAAGAAGUUAAUAUUUAUAAAAUGUGAAAGACAGUUAAUAGGAUACUUUUUUGUGGGUGGGACUUGGGAGAUGGGGUGGGAUGGGUUAAGGGGUCCCAUUUUGUUUCUUUGGAUGGGGGCGGGGGGUCCUGGCCAAUAUCCCAGUCAUUUUUCUGUGUACCAGGUUUUGCCUAAGUCAUGUGGAGAUGGUUCUUUUAAAAAAAAAAAAGAAAAAAGAAAAAAUGUGUGCAUUUUGUAUAAUGGCCAGAACUUUGUUGUGUGACAGUAUUAGCACUGCCUCAGUUAAAGGUUUAAUUUUUAUUUAAACCUAGAAGUGCAACAACAGAUUUACCACAGUCUGCACUGGCAGAAGAAAAAAAAAUUCAAACCACAUGUUUAUUUUUUUGCCUACCUCGUUGUUUUUAAUACAUUGAGAGGUGAUUUAGUUUAUAUGUUUGGGGAGGAAACCAUUGAUGUUUAAUUUAAUCUUAAUACCAAAACUAUCAGAUUGAAGUUUGACUGUUACUGUCACAAAUCUCAGCAGGCACAAGAAGAAUUGUCCGUGAAGAUGGGAAAUAGCCUGCCUUAACGGCUGAUGCAAUUUGCUUUCUAAGUUUAGAAAGCAGAAAGCUUUAUUUUCACCAGAUUCACCCCUAGAGGCUGAUGGAGCGGCUGCAGCCCAUGACAUGAGAUCUCAUUGUUCUCGAUUUGGGGUUUGGAAGCAGACAGGUGGUUACAUUUAGAAUAGUCACACAAACUGUUCAGUGUCGCAGGAACCUUUUCUUGGGGGUGGGGCAUUUCUCUUUUCUAAAAAUGCAAUGCACUAAAACUAUUUUAAGAAUGUAGUUAAUUCUGCUUAUUCAUAAAGUCAGCAUCUUCCUGUGUUUUAGGUGUAAUAUCAGAGUCCUGACUUUUCUCGUUUUCUCACUUGCUCUCUUGUUCUCUGUUUUUUAAACCAGUUUUACUUUAUGAAUAUGUUCAUGACAUUUGUAAUAAAUGUCUUGAGUAAGAAUCUGCUUCAUGGUUUCAUGGUCAUCACUCCGCUCCCCUAAGGGUAUCAAUGGAUGUCUUGGUAAAGGAGUAAUGUUCCGUGUCACAGUUCUGCCGUCUUGUUGAGAUCUAAGUGGGAAUGUUGCGUGACAUUGCUUUAACCUCCGUCACAGAAGUUUGUUGUUUCGUUGGCUUAAUCUUCCUCCUUGGUGAUUAAUUUUCUUUGAUAUCAUGAAGAUGGGGUUUUUCCUGUUUUUUCCCCAAACAGAACAGCCAUUUGUACCUGUUUGCUUCCACUCCCUUGGUGCCCUCUCUGACCACUGUCAUUCUCUUCCUCCCAGUUAGCAUGUUUGCCAAAGGCUCUCCUUUGAACCACAGAAAUCUAGUAAAAACAUACAUUCACAAAUGCAGACAAAACAGCAGGUUGUACACACGAGAUAAGCUGAGAAAGCCUUACUCUUCUGAGAGGGACAAGGAGAUGGAGAGGGAUCUUUGAUUUGCGUGAUUUUGGAGUAGUGCUAAAAGCCAAAGCCAGAAAUAGCUGGUUCUUUUUACUAGUUUGCAGUUAACCUAGAGAAGAUUGAAAAGAUAAUCUCACCUUUGAAAGGGACUGGAGGCAGUCUGGCUCCCAUCGCCAUAGGACUUUAGUCAGAACGAAAGUCCUGUUGGUUUUUCUCAUGUGUUUCAUAAGGUGAAAUGUGCCACUGUGAACACACACAAGUACGGGUCAAGAGGAAGAAGAAAGGCACGGUAGAUUUUGGCCUCAGCCCUGGCUUUAGAGGACGAUGACAGGUGGGCAGAUAUCUCUGAAGAAACACUCGACGGCUGAUGCCAGUAGUAAGCACGAAUGAAGGAUGUGGCGGUGUAGUCUUAUCGAUUCAGACUUGCAACUCCGUGUCUGUGAGUCAAGCAGUGUUGUGGAAAUAAUACAAAUGGUGUUUCGCUGAAAUUACUGAAGAAUUACUAAGAACUUGACAGAAACAGGCUCUCCCUUAAGUGGUGAUGGAAUCCAGCUCAAGCCGAAUUGUGCCUGUCUUACUUGCACAGUGCUGGGUACCCAGUGGGCGCUCUCAGUGUGGGAGGUGAUCUCAGUUGAAUCCAUUACUGGGCUUGGUUUACAAAGUGGGUAGCCCUCUGUCCUUCUGGGCGUCUCCUGGGGUGUCCUUUGCUUAGCUUUUGUAUCUUCCUUUCCUUCUUGGCCUCACCACCUUGUAAACCAGAGUGAAUUGCUACAGCGUGAUGCAGGUGCCCAGUGAGGUUUCUCCACAGAAGAUUGUGAACUGUUGAAAUUUUUCAGAUUCUUUUAGGGAAGGAAUGAUUUUUCUCCCCCCUUUUUACAGGGUAGUGAAUUAUCCACAGAAGUGCCAAUACGGCAGAAUUACAAAAGAAAGCAGUAUUAUGAUGAUACCAUUACAUACGGAACAUUGAACUCUUAGAGCAGCGCUCUUCAAAGCAAAACACAAACGUGUCUCUAGGUUUAGUCAAAGCUUUAAUAAGUAAUACUUUUCUGUAUUUAAAUCAAAGUAACCCUUUCUGUAUUGAGUGCAGUGUUUUUACUUUUUUCUCAUGCACAUGUUAUGUUGGAGAAAAUGUUUACAAAAAAAGUUUUGUUACACUAAUGUGCAUCACAUAUUUAUGAUUUAUUUUAAGUGACUUAUGGGUUAUUUAGGUUUUUGUCUUAGUUGUAGCACAUUUAUGGUGAUUCAUAAUCCCUAAUUUUGCCAAUUAUAAAUUUGCUAAAUAGUAAUACAAGUGACAAACUGCAUUACAUUUACUAAUUUACAAUUUUAUUAAAGCUGCAAAGCAGACUGGUGGCAAGUACACAGCCUUUUUUUUUUUUUCCUGCAGUGCUAACUUGUCUACUGUGUAUUAUGAAAAUUACUGUUGUCCCCACCCCCCAUUUCCAUAAAUAAAGUAAAAAUGACACCUA